Molecule: messenger RNA, 2722 nt
Organism: Falco peregrinus (peregrine falcon)
Lineage: Eukaryota; Metazoa; Chordata; Aves; Falconiformes; Falconidae
Gene: IER5L
Product: immediate early response 5 like
Exons: 1
Coding region: 354-1337 (327 amino acids)
Source: RefSeq, a predicted model, not a curated record
GGAGGGGCGGGCGGGGGCGGCGCGCGGGGCGGGCGCGCGCGGCGCUGGUGGCGCUGCCUGCACGCGCCGUCCCUGCACGGAGCGCGGCGGCGGCAGCAGCAGCGGGAGCCACCGGCGCGCACGUCGAUGCCUGCUCUGCUCCCGCCGCUGGCCGCCCCCUGAAGACGCCCCUCUCUAUUUCCCCCCUCUCCAGCGACCUCAGGCUCUUUUCCUCCCCCCUUCCCCUUCCCCCCCUUCUGUUUCCCUUCCCUCCCCCCCGCCUCUUUAUCCUCCUGUUUUGCGACCCUCCGCACCCUCCCGGCUGCCGUGUGGAUGCGGCCCGGGGUGCCUGGCUGCGCGGGUGGCGAGAGCAGAUGCUGAGGGGCCGGAGGAGGAUGGAGUGCACCCUCGAUGCGCAGAGUUUGAUCAGUAUUUCCCUGCGGAAGAUCCACAGCUCCCGCACGCAGCGAGGCGGUAUCAAGCUCCACAAGAACCUGCUCGUCUCCUAUGUGCUCCGCAACGCCCGGCAGCUCUACCUGAGCGAGCGCUACGCCGAGCUCUACCGCCGCCAGCAGCAUUACCCCGACGGCGCCCCGCUCCUCGCCAUGCCCGCCUGCCCGCCGCCCACCGCCGCCCCGCCGGAGCUGGCGGCGCUCCCGCUGCCCGCCGACACGCAGGACCGCGAGGCGCGGAGCUGCGCGGCGGCGCGGGGCGGUGCGGAGCUGCUGGAGGUGCCGGUGUGCGCCGCGCCCCCGGAGCUGCAGCGAGCGCCCUGCAGAGACUCGUCCCCGGGCUUCUACCGGGCCGCCGGCAGCGCCGGUCCCGGCGGCGGCAGCGCGCCCCCGGGGCUGCUCUACGCCGCCGGCUGUGACUUCGGGAGCGGCGGGGCGCCGCACUGUAGCAGCCGCACCACGGUGCUGGAUUUGGACACUCACGUCGUGACCACGGUGGAGAACGGGUACUUGCACCAGGACUGCUGCUCGCAGUGCCCCUGCUGCUGCCAGCCGGCGCCGGGGCUCGCCUCCCCGCCGCCCACGCCGGGCACCAAGCGCAAGUAUUACCCGGGGCAGGAGGAGGAAGAGGAGGGGGUGGAGGAAGGGGAGCCGGGGGGAGGCGGGGUGGCGGGCGGCCCCCCCUUCGCCCCGUGCACCAAACGCGCCCGUUUCGAGGAGUACAGCGCUGAGCACCCCCAGGACUCUUCCAACAUCUCCAACUUGAUCUCCAUCUUCGGCUCCGGUUUCACGGGGCUGGUGAGCCGGCAGCAGGCGGACUCAGAGCAGCCCCUCAACGGGCAGCUGUGCAGCAAGCAGGCGCUGGCGAGCCUGGGAGCCUGGACUCGGGCCAUCGUCGCGUUUUAGAGAGGAGCGGGGAGCAAGGCGCGGGCGGGGGGCGUUUGCGAAAACGGGGGUGCGAUCCGAGGGACGGCGGCUCCGGAGGGGGGGACCCUGAAACAAAGGCGGGGAGGGGGGUUGGGGCGAGGGGAGGGGGGUGGAGGGUGCCGAGGGGUGCGCAGGGGAGGCGGGAGGGCAGAGCCACACUAGUGUUUUAUAAAUUGUACAAUAAAGAAAAAAAAAUCUAAGAUCUUGGGACUUUAUUUUUGCAGAGAUGAGAGAAAAAACAACAAAAAAAUAAGCAAACGAAAACAAAACAACAACAAAACCCGAAGCACCUAUUUAAAUAAUCCUCUUUGUGUCGGCCCGGGUUCUCUGCGCGGCGGGUUUCCCGGGGCCGGUGCUGGCGGCGGGGAGCGCCACGUGAGAGCCCGGCCCCGGGACCCCGCGGCGGGAGCCCCCCGGCUGCCCCGCUGCCCCGGCGGGGUCUCUCCGCCCCGGCUCGGCGGGGCUCGGGGGGCGGGGAGAGGGGGAAGCAGCCGCUGCCGGUUCGGUUUUGUGCGUUUCUUUAUAUAUUUAAAAGAAAAAAAAGGGGGGGGGGCAGAAAUGGAAACAUUUCAACUUUCCUCCCAGAAGAAACGUGUGCGAUGUGACUUCUCCUUCCCACCGCUUGUGCCGGGGUAACGCUGGAGGGAUACGAGAGCUGAAUUUGGGGGGGUGGGGGUGGGGUGAAGCAGGGGCCGGGGAUCCCUCCGGGCUGCUCCCUGCCACGCCGGGGAGGGGGCGAGCCGCCCCCGGCAGCCCGGAGCCUCCGCCUCGGUGUGUAUUUGUGAUGCCGCAGGUAACCGUGUAACACUACUCACGUCUCCAGUGUGCUGUGUCGGGUCUUUUAGUCUUCUUUUUUUUUUUUUUUUUUUUUUUUAAAUUUUUCCCCUCCCGUUAAGUUCAACUGUUCUGAUUUCAGCCUUCCAAAAUCAUAAAACCAGCAUUGUUUGGUCUUGUGAACGGAUCUGUCUCCUAUAGAGUCUCUUGAUUUUUAAUUUUUUUUUUUAAAGAAAAACCUUUUGUUGUAAAAAGGUGGGUUUUCUGGUCGUUGUCCCCUCCUUGUUUUUUUAUUUGCAGCCUGCCCACUCCCAACUUCAUGGUAUCAGCACUAUGUGUAACUGAGGAUGCUUUGCCAAAUGGUCUGUUGGGGUCUUAUUUUUUUUUCCUCCUUUUUCUUUGUUUGUAAGCCUGUAUUUUUGUGCACAUGGAAUUGUAUAUCGCCGGGUAAAACUGUUCAGAUUUGUUUAAAUUUAUAAUCUUAAUAAAAAGACGAUUAUAAAGUUGCUGUGCUCUCGCGUUCCCUCACCCCGCAGCCAGCGGAAGCCCCUCUCCUGAGCCGCCGCUUCCCCUCUGCACCGGGGAGCCUU